AUGACAGAUGAAAAUGGGAAGUUGUGGAGAGGAGAAUUCCAUUGUGAACGAAUCCUGGUAUCAUACUUCUCUGAACUUUUUGAAACUUAUUGUCCGCUGAUUGAGGAAGACGUUCUGGAGGUGGUGAAAGAUAGAUUAAGGCCAGAGCAUAUAGCACACUGCGAGGAUACGUUUACGGGGGAGGAAGUCAAGGAAGCACUCUUUCAAAUGCAUCCACUCAAAGCUCCGGGACCGGAUGGCCUCCCUUCUCUUUUCUACCAAAAGUAUUGGAAUAUUGUAGGGCCGGAAAUCACCCAUUUAGCCUUGGAAGUCCUUAAUAACAAUAUGGAUCCCAGCUCCAUUAACAACACCUUCAUUGCCCUUAUCCCCAAGUGUAAACACCCAAAAAGCCCGAAAGAUUACCGACCAAUAAGCCUCUGCAAUGUUCUCAUGAAAAUCAUUACAAAAACUAUUGCCAAUAGGAUUAAGUCUUUCCUCCCUGACAUUAUCGAUGAGGAACAAAGUGCUUUUGUAAAAGGCCGUCUCAUUACCGACAAUGCUCUUGUGGCUUUAGAGUGCUUCCACUGGAUGAAGAAGAAAAAGAAAGGGAAGCGUGGUUUCAUGGCCCUUAAGCUCGACAUGUCUAAGGCGUAUGAUCGAGUGGAAUGGGAUUUUAUUUUCAAAGUUCUGUACUCAAUGGGUUUCCCUGAAAAGUUCGUGAAGCUGAUUGUCAAUUGUGUCUCCACAGUGUCCUAUAAGAUCCUCCUCAAUGGCCAACCCACCAUGAGUUUUAUUCCGGGAAGAGGUCUCCGACAAGGAGAUCCUCUCUCCCCAUACUUAUUCAUACUGUGUGCUAAUGUCUUUUCAGGUUUGCUUAAGAAAGGAGUGGCGGACAAGCAGAUCCAUGGAGUGAAGGUUGCCAGAAGUGCUCCGGUGAUAUCUCACCUUUUCUUUGCAGAUGACAGCCUCCUAUUUUCCAGAGCCAAUUCCAAUGAGGCUAGGAAACUUCUGGACAUCCUGCAUCAAUACCAGACAGCCUCGGGCCAGAUUGUUAAUUUUGAAAAAUCAGAGGCUUCCUUCAGCUCUAAUGUCAGCAAUGCAGAUAAAGCCAACAUACAAAACAUAAUGAGAGUCAACACGGUUCAGAGACAUACGAAGUAUUUGGGGAUACCGCUUAUUUUUGGCAGAUCAAAGAAAGAUAUAUUCAAGUUAGUGGUGGAUAGAGUGCAGAAAAAAGUCAAAGGGUGGAAGGAAAAAGUCUUAUCUAAAGUGGGAAAAGAGGUCCUCAUUAAAGCUGUAGCUCAAGCAAUCCCAAACUACAUCAUGGGGUGCUACAAAAUGCCGGAAGCUGUUUGUCACGAGAUUGAGAGCAUUGUGUCAAAAUUCUGGUGGGGAAGUAAGGAGGGUGAGCGUAAAAUUCAUUGGAUGCGAAGGGAGAGAAUGGCUAUAGCAAAGAAAGCUGGUGGGCUGGGUUUCAGAGGAUUCAGCGAGUUCAAUAAAAGCUUACUGGGCAAGCAUUUCUGGAGAUUAAUGAAGGAGGAGGGAUCCCUUUUUGAAAGAGUUUUCAAGAGCAGGUACUACCCCAACCGAUCCAUCCAAGAUAGCAAAUUAGGAUUUAAUACUAGCUACGCUUGGAGAAGCAUUUUUUCAUCGCGAGAAUUAGUAUUAAGUGGCACAAGGUGGUGUAUUGGUAAUGGAGACAAGGUGGUGGCAAAGAAAGACAACUGGAUUCCUACGAUAGCGGGUUUUAAAGUAGUAGGACAGAUGAUGAAUUCGGGGCCAGAAGUUAGAGUGAGCCAUUUUAUUGAUCAUGAGCUGAGCAUAUGGCGGACUGAUUUGGUGGAAGAUACUUUUGAGGCAGGCGAUGCAAAACAUAUACUGGGAAUUCCCCUUUCAAGAAGGCGUGUUGAAGACUCACAAGUAUGGCACUACGAAGAAUCGGGAGAAUAUUCUGUGAGAACAGCAUACCAUUUGUGCAUGCAGGAUAAGGCGGCGAAAGCACGUGGGCCUUCUGCUACACCUUCCCAGGAGCUUUGGAAGAAGAUCUGGAAUGCUCCAAUUCAUACCAGAAUUAAACACUUUUUGUGGAGGCUUGCUAACAACAUUCUUCCUACCAAAGCGAAAUUGAGGCAUAGAGGGGUGAUUCUUGAAGAAACUUGUGGAUUGUGUCAACAGGGAAUCGAAUCGGCUAACCAUUUGUUCACUCAAUGUGACUUUACUCGGCGGGCUUUCUUUGCUUCUGUUACAGGCUACCACUGCAAUGGAGAGGUUGACAUUAAUGUUUGGUUGGUGGAAUUGCUGUCAAAUAGAAACGUGUUCUUUGUGCAGGUGUCGUGUUACCUUCUCCAUCAAAUAUGGAAAGCGCGCAAUCUCAAGCUCUAUCAACAGAAGGAAGAGGACCCUGUUAAAGUGGCUAUGGACGCUGGGGAUGCUGUCAUGGAGCUCAAUCAACACAACCCGACGUGGUCUAAGGACAAGAGUCUUGUUAACAUGGACAACCAGAGGAGAUCAGAUGCUGACUUUCACACUGUAAAGGUAGAUGCUGGCUUAGAUGACAAUGCCUUGGUGACCUUUGGUUGUGUGAUUUUAGACAAGGAGGAAAUGCCGCUGCUGUCUCUAUGCAAGAAGGAAGCUUUCAGCACCAGCCCUGGGUUAGCAGAAUGCAUGGCUCUACGAUGGAGUAUGGAAACAACCAUUAAGCUAAACCUUCGCAAUGUGCUCUUUCAGUCAGACGCGAAAGCAAUGGUGGACUGUGUCAAUGCAGUCACCAAAGAUGUUUGUUUGGGUGUGGUAGCUGAUGAUUGCCGUAACUUAUUGAAGUUCUUUACAAAUGCUGAUGUUAUGUUUAUUCCUAGGAAGUUUAAUUCUGUUGCCCAUGAUCUAGCUCAAUUAGCAAAAUCAGUAGGAUCAAAAACUUGGCUGGGAGCAUGCCCAGUAGUGGAGGAUCAUUCCUCUUUGUUGUUCUCUUCUUCUUAG
Messenger RNA from Vicia villosa (hairy vetch), 2955 nucleotides. RefSeq lists its product as uncharacterized. Bases 1 to 2955 code for a protein of 984 amino acids. NCBI's taxonomy places the organism in Eukaryota, Viridiplantae, Streptophyta, Magnoliopsida, Fabales, Fabaceae. The transcript has a single exon. The record is from RefSeq and is a predicted model, not a curated record. Gene Ontology annotation, molecular function: RNA-DNA hybrid ribonuclease activity; nucleic acid binding.